UUUUUAAAACAAAAUCAGAGAGGUGGCGGAAGUCGAGCAGAAGGAAAACCUUAUCUACUCUGCGUAUCCCUCAAACCCUUCAAAACCAGCAGAUACUCUGCUACUCAUCACUCACUCACUACUGAUUCAUAUCAUGGCUGCCUCUGCCUCUUCGCUUCACUUUCUUUCAUUCACCCCACAAACUACCCUUUCUCUAUCAAAACCCAAUGCCACCCAUCUUAAUUCCCUAUCUUUUCUGUCUCCUCCUCCUCCGUCUCUCACCCGCUGCUUAUCCCUCAAUGCUUUCUCUUCUUUGCACCCGCGGGAGCUUUCCUUGCCUUGGUCCCGCAAAGCGGCCGUUUCCUCUGACUUGGACGAAAUCGGAGUUAUAGAUGGGGAGGAAGAAUUAGAAGACGAGGUUCUCGGCGAUGGAGGUUCCAGUCCCGAGGAGGAGCCCAGUUUCUCCCCUGACCUUAAACUCUUUGUUGGCAACUUGCCUUUCAGCGUCGACAGCGCUGCUCUUGCUGGCUUGUUCGAACGUGCUGGAAAUGUUGAGAUGGUUGAGGUUAUCUAUGACAAGGUUACUGGAAGGAGUAGAGGGUUUGGUUUCGUGACCAUGUCCACAACUGAGGAAGUUGAAGCUGCUGAACAUCAAUUCAAUGGCUAUGAACUUGAGGGGAGGGCAUUGAGGGUGAAUAGCGGGCCACCACCACCUUCUAGGAGGGAGGCGGGCUCUUUUAGAGGAGCCAGAGGCGGGGCAAGUAUUGAUAACACCAAUAGAGUCUAUGUAGGAAACCUUGCAUGGGGCGUUGAUAAUUUGGCUCUGGAAACCUUGUUCAGUGAGCAAGGAAAGGUCGUGGAAGCCAAGGUGGUUUAUGACAGAGACAGUGGCAGAUCAAGGGGUUUCGGUUUUGUAACUUACAGUUCUGCUGAUGAGGUCACAAACGCAAUUGAAUCUUUGAAUGGCGUUGACCUGAAUGGAAGGACAAUCCGUGUAAGCCCUGCUGAAGCUCGGCCUAGGCGAGACUUUUAAGUGACUUCUUGUUUGGUCAUGUUUUUGCUUCUCUCAAGUAAAGUCGUCUAAGUAGCUGAAGUGAUUCUGAAGGGCUCACGAAUACGCAAAGAUUUUGAACAACCUGCUUCACUUUGCGCACCAAAGUUGCAGUAUAGAUGGUUAAUGCUCGCAUCCAGAUGCUAAAAUCCCACACUUGGGAGUUUUGUCGAUGCAUCUGAACCAAGAGCAUGACUAGGUCGCCUGCCUAUUCUUUUUUGGGGGAGAAAAUCAUGAAAUUGUUGGAUCAUUUGCAUUCUAUUGAUAUUGGUAUGCAUAAUCAAUCAGAUGACCUUAAAUGUAUACUCAUCUUGACUUAGCUCUGAGCCUAAUCUGUGGCUAAAAAAGAUUUAUCUAUUACUAAGUAUGUUGUUGGUCUUGUUUUGAAGAAA
Coffea arabica (coffee) is the source of this 1422-nucleotide messenger RNA. Its product is annotated as 29 kDa ribonucleoprotein A, chloroplastic. Gene Ontology annotation, cellular component: chloroplast thylakoid membrane. NCBI's taxonomy places the organism in Eukaryota, Viridiplantae, Streptophyta, Magnoliopsida, Gentianales, Rubiaceae. Gene Ontology annotation, molecular function: mRNA binding. Gene Ontology annotation, biological process: chloroplast rRNA processing. The record is from RefSeq and is a predicted model, not a curated record.